AUGCGAUAUUUACAAAUUCGACGGACGCUCUACAGUCUCACUGGCAAAUGGCCGAAAACUUCAGCAAUAGAGCGUACCAAAGAAAUCGAACGGCAUUGGAUACCUAAACUAUUAGAUGAACAUGAAAAAUAUGAAAUAGAUCCAGAGAAUAACAACAAAGAAAAGAUGUAUGUUUUACCAAUGUUUCCUUAUCCAUCCGGUCGUUUGCACAUGGGACAUGUUCGAGUGUAUACAUUGAGUGAUACACUAGCACGUUAUUAUCGACUGCGUGGUCAUCGAGUUAUUCAUUGUAUGGGCUGGGAUGCAUUUGGUUUACCAGCUGAAAAUGCAGCUUUUGAACGGUCUGAAGAACCGAUUGAAUGGACGAAAAAAAAUAUUGCUUAUAUGAAACAACAAAUCAAACAACUCGCGUGCAGUUUUGAUUGGAAACGAGCAACAACAUGCGAUCCAAAUUAUUAUAAAUGGACGCAAUACAUUUUUCUCAUGUUAUAUCGUGAAGGAUUAGUUUAUCAAAAGAAAGCUGCUGUUAAUUGGGAUCCGGUUGAUCAAACUGUUCUUGCUGAUGAGCAAAUCGAUGAAGCCGGUCGAUCAUGGCGGUCGGGUUCGAUCGUGGAAAAGAAAUUCUUGAAGCAAUGGUUCAUUCGCACACGCGCGUUUACACAGACAGCAUUUUAUUCAACGAAAACACCCUAUAAGCCGCCCUCGGCGGCUUUGGAUUUACCGCCACCACCGCCCGAAUAUGACUUAGUAUGCGCACAGAUCUUUACUCGACAUGGUUCACGGGCAUUGGAAGGUCGGAAAUAUGACACGCUGACGAAAGCACUAUGGAUUCAAGCAAAGGAAGAAAAUGCGUUAACAGAACUCGGUCGACAAUUCGGAAACGAUUUGCAAUAUUUUGUUGAUGUCAACGAUCAAAUUGGACGUGGCGAACUAUCUGAACUGGGUAAACACGAACAGCAAGGUCUUGCACAUCGCGUAGCAGAACGUCUUCUACCACUAUUUAUCAAGAGUCUACUACGCAACGAAUCGAAAAGUAUUCAAGUUGUUAGUAGUAACAAGUCACGGACCAAAGCAAGCCUACGAGCAUUUGUUGAAGGUUUACCACCAAGUGUUGUUCGUCUUGUUGAUCAUCAACCACCGAAUCCAUCGUUACUUUUCUUCCAUGACAAUGCGAGAUAUCAAACAUAUUUAAAAAAUGAUAGACGGUUGAAAAAUAAAUUAAAAUCUAUCGAAAGACAAUCUUACUCAAAACAAAUGGCUCGAGAUAUUCUGGAGCAACUCUAUCGACCAUCAUUUAUCGAUAAGCUUGUAGAUAAACAAUACUGUUUAACGGAUCAUGAAUCUGACAGAUCAAUAAGAAAUGAAUUCGAUGCUGUACGCAUGCUUCAUGCUCUUUAUUUGAUUGGCUCGAACUUAGAACAAGAAGGUGUUGGAUGUUUGUUCGAAAAAUACUUUUCGAAAAAUCAAUCAGCUUGGUAUGCUUACUUACAAGAUGCUAAAGAUUACUAUGAGAAAGGACCGGGAUUUCUCAAUCAAACAAUAACUUAUGAUAUGGCACAAAUCUUACUUGAUGAAUUUCUCGUCGAUUCAGAUGAAUGUUCGCAGAUAGAUGCGAAGCAUUUUCUUCGCGUACGUUUCGGACACGCUGAAGGCAUUAUUCCAUUCAUCGCUCUACUGAAAAUACCCAUUCUGAGCGACAAACAAACACCACCUAAAGAAAUAUACACCUAUGCGAACAAUGGAUGGCGUGGUGAAAUUAUUUCACCAAUGUCAGCAAAUAUUCAAUGGGAAAUAUUUCGAUAUCAUCCUCGUCAUCAUGGUAGAAAUUCUCGUCCUGAAGAUGAAAAAAUUCUCUCCCUCGUUGACAAUCUUGACACAUUAGACAAAGAUGAUUGGCAAACCUUGAUUAAUAUUCAGCGCAUGUGGAUGGGAGAUUGUAAUGGAGUAAAUAUUCAGUUUAAAUUAAAGAUUCCAACGAAUGAAUUUGAUUUUCUCGAAACAUUUACAACCAAACCAGAGACAUUAUUAAAUGUUACACACCUCUACAUACGAAGCAAUCAUAAAUUAGCUCGAGCAGACCUAAUUGAAGAAACAAAGGCAGGUGCUAAACGUUUACGUACGGAUGCGGUUCAUCCACUGACCGGACAACCAUUACCGAUAUUUAUAAAUGACGAUGCAGAUUUUGGUCCAAAAAUACGUGCGAAUAUGUCUAUGCUAAAUGUUCAGAUAGGCACACCUUCGACUAAUCCGUUCGAUGAAGCUUUUGCACGUCAACAUAAUAUCUCAACAAUCCUCGACUCAUCAGCGCCUGGACAGACGAUGGAUGUUGAAACAUUGAUGGCAGAACUGCGAUCGCGUGGCUUAGGUGGUUAUCGUACAUCUGGUAAACUUAAUGAUUGGUGUAUUUCACGACAACGUUAUUGGGGUACACCCAUACCAAUGAUUCAUUGUAAAAAUUGUGGAGUUGUUCCAGUUCCAGAAAAUGAACUACCUGUUCAGUUACCACCUAUAGAAAACAUCAAAUCUUCGUCCAGAACAGGCACUUCGCCGCUGGCAAAUGCUCAUGAAUGGUUGAAAACACAAUGUCCAAAAUGUGGAAAUCAAGAAGCCAAACGUGAAACUGAUACAAUGGAUACAUUUGUUGAUUCUUCGUGGUAUUUUCUUCGUUACUUAGAUAAUGAAAACACAAAAAAGCCUUUCGAGCCAAAUAUUGUCAAUCAAUCGAUGCCAGUCGAUCUUUAUAUCGGUGGACUAGAGCAUGCUUUAACACAUUUGUUUGUUGCUCGGUUUAUUCAACAUUUUAUGUACUCAAAAGGUUUAUGUACCUCUAUUGAACCAUUCAAACGAUUUAUUCCUAUCGGAAUGGUUCAAGGUAAAACUUAUAAGACAUUGAGUGGUCAAUACGUAAGAAAAGAUCAGGUGUUAACAAUUGAUAAAGACACAACGGCUCAUUCAUUAACAAAAGAACCACUACAAAUUAAUUGGGAGAAAAUGAGUAAAUCCAAAUAUAAUGGCAUUGAUCCUGAAGAGAUUAUUGACAAGUAUGGUGUGGAUUUCACUCGAAUGCUAAUGCUCAGUUUUGUACAUCCAAGAUCAUUACGCAAUUUCACACUGGAAGAUGGCAUUGCGGAAGGUUUACAGAAUUGGUUUAAACUUUUCACAUAUCUCUAUGUUGAUUUAAUCGAACCACGAACAAAAUCGGAUACAAAAUCAUCCAUAAAUCAUGAAGAAUUCCAGCAAAUCGAAGCAUCAUUACGUGAACAACGGCUGCAUACGAUUUACACAGUUUCGUUCUAUAUCGACAGUUUUUUUAGUAUCGCAUCAGCCAUCAUUGAAUUACAAAAGUUAACACGUCAUCUCCGAAAAGUGUCCGCAGACGUUAAAAAGCAAUCAAAGGAAUACUCUCAAUCACUAUGUGAUCUACUAGUAAUGAUGGCACCCGUGAUUCCGUGUUUAUCAUCUGAACUUUGGAUUAUAUUACAAAAGCAAAUGAAAACGAAUAUCGAUGGUUACGAUCUAACUAAAAGUCUAUUCGAACAAAAGUUUCCAACAUUACCUGUUGAUUAUCCUGGCAAGAUCAAUGCUCUAUUCGAAACGACUGUUUUCUCAUCGAUGCCUAUCUCUCGGUCACAACUGGCAACUAUGACAACGGCAGAUGUUCUUCAACAUUUGAUUGAGAAUGACAAACAAUCAGAAAUGAAAGCAUUUAUCGCAAAAAACGGCUUGAAAUUGGAUCGUUCACGUAAAUUAGGCGAUUAUUGUACAACAUUGAUCUAUGAACGUGACCCAACGAUUCCGUAUGUAGAGCCAAUAGAACCCAUUGUUGAAAAGAAAAAGAAUAAACCACCAAAGAAGAAACCUACUUCUUGA
Molecule: messenger RNA, 3870 nt
Organism: Adineta ricciae
Lineage: Eukaryota; Metazoa; Rotifera; Eurotatoria; Adinetida; Adinetidae
Source: the annotation of a GenBank genome assembly